AUGGCGGACUCUGCAGCAGAGCAGUGGCAGAAACGGGGCGUGAGUCGGGCCGGGCCUGAGGGCUGGAUUGGUCUCGUGUCGGAGACAUACGGCAGUCAGACAGAGGCAGAACUCACAUUAGCCCAUCCCCUCUCUUUACCUCUGAGAAACCAUCCUCCUGCAGGUACAAAUGUAAACCGUGUUUCUCCUGUUCGUAUUUCAGUUUUUUCCGCCCUGGAAGCUGCAGCAAUUCCAACUUUAACAUGCAAUGCCACAAAGCUGGACGACAAUUCGAUCAAGCUCCAGAUCUCACCAAUACCUAGAUCCCCCAAAUGCCAAACAUCCUGGGAGGACGAGGAGCGCACUGUGAUUGUGGACAUAAAAUCAAAUUAUAACAAAAGCAUUGUUAAGACGGCACAGAAUGACUCAGUGGAGCUUCAUGUUUGUAAAGACUUCCUGCUCUACAAGGUGAAAUGUUGGGGGAUAUAUGGAAGAGAUCUGACUGCUGUCUGUGAAGUCAACUGCACCCGUUUGAUGGCAGAGGAUUCUCCUCCAGAAGACAAUGGUUUUCCCACAGGGGGAACUGUUGGCAUCACUCUUGCAAUAAUCGUCAUCCUUGCACUCAUCUUCAUCCUUGUACUCAUCAUCAUCCUUAGGAUAAAAACAUUUCCGAAUCAGGACUGCUGUGGAUUCACGUUUCACAACAAUCGCAGAUCCCAGACCAAGGGACUCCAGUCUUCACUGUCUCAGACCCAGAGUGAAGCAGACGCCAUCAUGGACAACCUUAAAAAUGAACAAGUCUCCACAGACGCCUCUCCGUUUCUACCUGAAAGAGCAGAUCCUGAAGAUCCUGAAGAUGUCAAGCCGACUCCUCUCUCUGCUUGUAACAGAGAACCAAGAAGUGCCUGAACUCCUGCCUGCAGCUCCUGCACUGCAGUAACUGUCUUCUGUCUGCUCAUUCAGAACGGUGCUUCCACAGAUGGAUCAGAACUGAGCUCAACACUCCUAACCUCAGGUCUUUAAACAGAUGCCAGUGCAAUACAGAGUUGAUUUUUAAGACUCUAAAGAACAUGUUACAAACCCCCAAAACACUGUUACUGUUUGAAGAGUAAUCCUCUAAAAACCUGCACUAUCUGCAGCAGCCCCUCCUAUACCCACAAAAACCAGCGGUUGGAAACGUGCUGAUGUAAGAUCGAUGCCAACAGCUCCCUCCAGGAAGAGUCUGUGCUGCAAGCGCCGCCCCAGACUAGCACAACACUCAGUUUAUCCCCUUAUCCAGAGAUGAUCAGCAAAAAAAACUUUCAUUUUAGAUGCAGAAUAUCGUACAUCUUCCAGUUGUGUCCUGUCUUCAAUAAAUUCCAGCUCAAACAGGAGUUUGUUAUACUUUAUACAUGGUGCUCCUUUUCACUGAUAAACCUGUAUAUGUUAUAAAUUUAAAAUAAAUGUAUUUUCUAAA
Molecule: messenger RNA, 1435 nt
Organism: Oryzias melastigma (Indian medaka)
Lineage: Eukaryota; Metazoa; Chordata; Actinopteri; Beloniformes; Adrianichthyidae
Exons: 8
Coding region: 1-888 (295 amino acids)
Source: RefSeq, a predicted model, not a curated record